Vicia faba (fava bean) is the source of this 516-nucleotide messenger RNA. The record is from the annotation of a GenBank genome assembly. Lineage: Eukaryota; Viridiplantae; Streptophyta; Magnoliopsida; Fabales; Fabaceae.
AUGACAAGAGCUCAUAUGAUGUACAUUAGGAUCUUUAGGAUGUUAGGGUUAUUAUCGAGGCGGGAGUUUAUUAGUGUUAAAUGUGUCCUCUAUUCUCCCGUGUGGAACGAUCUAUGUGAAAUGAUCAAGUUCCUAUUCUCUUUUGAUAAAAGGAAAGGCGAAAGGACUUUGAAUGUGUGUUUCUUCGUGAUCCCAUGUAAAAAUGUCUGCAACAACAUCUUUGGGAGAUUAUUUCUUGCAACAUUGGACAUGGUGGCCUUCCUAAUCCAUUUGAAGAUGAAAUAUUAUAAUAAUACAAGUAAGUUGAUUGAUAUUUCGAUUUAUCUAUACGGGAUCCAUUUCGUACACAACGUGGUAAUGAGGAUAGAGAAGAACUUUCAAACCAUUAAUACAGUCAACCUCGACUUGACAAUGAAACACUGCAAGAGGAUAUGCUUAGCCUAUCGAUGGAAGUUAAAUGGAGGACUUAAGAAAGAUUUCAAAAGACAACUUUGUGAUCAUCGAGCUCGACGAUAA